Pan troglodytes (chimpanzee) is the source of this 3164-nucleotide messenger RNA. It is a transcript of the gene SSH3, whose product is annotated as slingshot protein phosphatase 3. Gene Ontology annotation, molecular function: actin binding; phosphatase activity. Gene Ontology annotation, biological process: negative regulation of actin filament polymerization; protein dephosphorylation. The transcript has 14 exons. Lineage: Eukaryota; Metazoa; Chordata; Mammalia; Primates; Hominidae. The coding region runs from base 396 to 2372 and encodes 658 amino acids. The record is from RefSeq and is a predicted model, not a curated record.
CAGGACGCUGGAGGCCCAGAACAGCUCAGGUGCUCCCGCUGGGCCGGCCCGGGCCGGGCGCUUCCUGGGAGGGGGACCAAACUCCCGGCCUUCAGCUCUUGCCCUCCGGGUCUCCGGGCUCCGCACCUGCGCCCGCCCCCGGCCUCGCCCCUGACCUGUGCCCAGGGGCUGGGCGGGCCGAACAGCGGAGACCGGAGGGGCGGGGCCCGGCCGCCCUGAGAAGCUCCGCGGGCCCGGCUGGGCGAGUGUCUGGCCCUUUAAGGGCCGCCCCCGAGGAGGUGCCAGGCCCGGGUGGCGCCGUCCGUCCUUCCUGGUCCUGCGGGUCCAGGACUGUCCGCGGGGUUGAGGGAAGGGGCCGUGCCCGGUGCCAGCCCAGGUGCUCGCGGCCUGGCUCCAUGGCCCUGGUCACAGUGAGCCGUUCGCCCCCGGGCAGCGGCGCCUCCACGCCCGUGGGGCCCUGGGACCAGGCGGUCCAGCGAAGGAGUCGACUCCAGCGAAGGCAGAGCUUUGCGGUGCUCCGUGGGGCUGUCCUGGGACUGCAGGAUGGAGGGGACAAUGAUGAUGCAGCAGAGGCUAGUUCUGAGCCAACAGAGGAGGCCCCAAGUGAGGAGGAGCUCCGCGGGGACCAGACAGACUUCGGGCAAGGAUCCCAGAGUCCCCAGAAACAGGAGGAGCAGAGGCAGCACCUGCACCUCAUGGUACAGCUGCUGAGGCCGCAGGAUGACAUCCGCCUGGCAGCCCAGCUGGAGGCAGCCCGGCCUCCCCGGCUCCGCUACCUGCUGGUAGUUUCUACACGAGGAGAAGGUCUGAGCCAGGAUGAGACGGUCCUCCUGGGCGUGGAUUUCCCUGACAGCAGCUCCCCCAGCUGCACCCUGGGCCUGGUCUUGCCCCUCUGGAGUGACACCCAGGUGUACUUAGAUGGAGACGGGGGCUUCAGCGUGACGUCUGGUGGGCAAAGCCGGAUCUUCAAGCCCAUCUCCAUCCAGACCAUGUGGGCCACACUCCAGGUAUUGCACCAAGCAUGUGAGGCAGCUCUAGGCAGUGGCCUUGUACCGGGUGGCAGUGCCCUCACCUGGGCCAGCCACUACCAGGAGAGACUGAACUCUGAACAGAGCUGCCUCAAUGAGUGGACGGCUAUGGCCGACCUGGAGUCUCUGCGGCCUCCCAGCGCCGAGCCUGGCCGGUCCUCAGAACAGGAGCAGAUGGAGCAGGCGAUCCGUGCUGAGCUGUGGAAAGUGUUGGAUGCCAGUGACCUGGAGAGUGUCACUUCCAAAGAGAUCCGCCAGGCUCUGGAGCUGCGCCUGGGGCUCCCCCUCCAGCAGUACCGUGACUUCAUCGACAACCAGAUGCUGCUGCUGGUGGCACAGCGGGACCGAGCCUCCCGCAUCUUCCCCCACCUCUACCUGGGCUCAGAGUGGAACGCAGCAAACCUGGAGGAGCUGCAGAGGAACAGGGUCACCCACAUCUUGAACAUGGCCCGGGAGAUUGACAACUUCUACCCUGAGCGCUUCACCUACCACAAUGUGCGCCUCUGGGAUGAGGAGUCGGCCCAGCUGCUGCCACACUGGAAGGAGACGCACCGCUUCAUUGAGGCUGCAAGAGCACAGGGCACCCACGUGCUGGUCCACUGCAAGAUGGGCGUCAGCCGCUCGGCGGCCACAGUGCUGGCCUAUGCCAUGAAGCAGUAUGAAUGCAGCCUGGAGCAGGCCCUGCGCCACGUGCAGGAGCUCCGGCCCAUCGCCCGCCCCAACCCCGGCUUCCUGCGCCAGCUGCAGAUCUACCAGGGCAUCCUGACGGCCAGCCGCCAGAGCCAUGUCUGGGAGCAGAAAGUGGGUGGGGUCUCCCCAGAGGAGCGCCCAGCCCCUGAAGUCUCUACACCAUUCCCACCUCUUCCGCCAGAACCUGGGGGUGGUGGGGAGGAGAAGGUUGUAGGCAUGGAAGAGAGCCAGGCAGCCCCGAAAGAAGAGCCUGGGCCACGGCCACGUAUAAACCUCCGAGGGGUCAUGAGGUCCAUCAGUCUUCUGGAGCCCUCCUUGGAGCUGGAGAGCACCUCAGAGACCAGUGACAUGCCAGAGGUCUUCUCUUCCCACGAGUCUUCACAUGAAGAGCCUCUGCAGCCCUUCCCACAGCUUGCAAGGACCAAGGGAGGCCAGCAGGUGGACAGGGGGCCUCAGCCUGCCCUGAAGUCCCGCCAGUCAGUGGUUACCCUCCAGGGCAGUGCCGUGGUGGCCAACCGGACCCAGGCCUUCCAGGAGCAGGAGCAGGGGCAGGGGCAGGGGCAAGGAGAGCCCUGCAUUUCCUCUACGCCCAGGUUCCGGAAGGUGGUGAGACAGGCCAGCGUGCAUGACAGCGGAGAGGAGGGCGAGGCCUGAGCCCUCACACAUGCCCACGCUCCCCUGACACUGAAGAGGAUCCACAACUCCUUGGAGAAACAUCCUCACGUCUGUUGCUGCACACAUUCCUCUCAGCUCCGCCCCAUACCCGUCACUACAGCCUCACCUCCCACCCCUGUCACUACGGCCUCACCUCCCACCCCUGUCACUACGGCCUCACCUCCCACCCCUGUCACUACAGCCUCACCUCCCACCCCUGUCACUACGGCCUCACCUCCCACCCGUCACUACAGCCUCACCUCCUACAGCCUUAAGUCCCAGGCCCAUGUCUGCCUGUCCAAGGGCUCAAGACUUUCUAACUGGGAUGUGGUAGAGGGACUGAAGGUGCCUUUGGGGGCAACAGCACCCUAGUUUCAUUCUCAACUCUAGCCCUGCACACUCACCUGUGGCACGGAAUGAAAACAGAGCUUCCCGUGCAAAAAGGGUCACGCCUCCCACCCCCGCCCCCUCCCUGCACCUCCUGUCCUCUCCCAGUUCAUUCCUGGAACCAGCCAGGCCAGGCAACCAGUGGCCCCCAAAGGCAGGCAGGAUCCUCAAGCCCCAGCCGCGGGAGGCUGGAAGGGCUGGCAGAUCGCUUCCCUCAUCCACCUCGACCGGUCCAGGUCUUUGCUGCUGUCCCCAGACCUCCUGUUACACCACGCCAGAUCACAGGGCACCAGGCCAGAGAUAGUCUUCUUUUUGUCCUUUCUGGCCUCUGGCUAGUCAGUUUUUCAUAGCCUUACAGUAUCUGGCUUUGUACUGAGAAAUAAAACACAUUUUCAUAUUUGGUUA